This is a messenger RNA of Drosophila navojoa, 2115 nucleotides long. RefSeq names its product venom dipeptidyl peptidase 4. Lineage: Eukaryota; Metazoa; Arthropoda; Insecta; Diptera; Drosophilidae. Gene Ontology annotation, molecular function: serine-type peptidase activity; dipeptidyl-peptidase activity. Gene Ontology annotation, cellular component: plasma membrane. Gene Ontology annotation, biological process: proteolysis. The record is from RefSeq and is a predicted model, not a curated record.
AUCACUUUUAAUUGCAGAUGAGGAAUUCUAUUAUACGGCCAGCGAUCGAUCGAUUCGCAAAUACAAUGCAGCCACAAAGGAAAAUACAGUAUUUUUGGAAUCCACAUUUUUGAAUACAUACAGUGGGGCUACAUUUACGCUCUCUGCGGAUAAUACCAAAAUAUUGGUACGUUACAAUUUGACCGGGAAAUUCCGUUACUCGAAUGUGGCCCAAUACGAUGUGUAUGACAUCGCAUCGAACUCGGCGAUCAAGAUACACAAGGGCGAGAAGCUGCAGUAUUGCGCCUGGUCGCCGCUCAAGGAUCGGCUGGCCUAUGUCUAUCAGAACAAUGUGCACAUCCAUUUCAAUGAGAAUCUGGAGGUGGCCAUCACCGAGGAUGGCAGAGAUGGCAUCGUGUAUAACGGUGUGCCCGACUGGGUCUACGAGGAGGAGGUGUUGAGCAGUGGCAGCGCCCUCUGGUGGUCGCCGGAUGGCACUAAACUGGCCGUUGGCUUCUUCAACGACACCAAUGUGGAGACCUUCAGAUAUUUCCUGUAUGGCGACUCGGACAAUGAAUACCAUCAGUAUCCACAUGAGGAGAAUCUGAAGUAUCCGAAGAGCGGCACACCUAAUCCGACUGUCUACCUCCGGGUCUACGAUCUGGCCGACAACGAUCCCAUUAUGCAGCGCAUCGAGGCGCCCGUCGACAUUGUCGGCUCCGAUCACAUACUCCAGAAUGUGGUCUGGUCGGAUAAUAGUCAUUUGCUCAUCACCUGGAUGAAUCGUCGCCAGAAUCUAUCGACGCUGCAGCGCUGCAGCCCCCAGGGCGUGUGCAAGGAGGUGACCAGGAUUGAGGAACCCGACGGCUGGGUGGCCAUGAGCACGCCCAAAUGCCUGAAGAACGGCCAGAGCUGCAUCUUUGCCUACUUCAUCGACAACUGGUAUCAGGUGUGGAAUCUCAAUUUGGAGGCGGGCGUCAACAGCUGGAAAUCGCGAGGCGAAUUCACAGUGCUCAAUGUCUAUGGCUAUGAUGAGGUCAACGAUAAGCUUUACUAUCAGGCCACGCUGCCAGGGGAUCCGGCCCAGUAUCAUGUGUUUAGCAACGACGAUUGCCUGAGUUGCAAUAAAGUGGAUGCAGACGGUGCCACGUGUCGUUCAGCCAGUGCGACAUUUAGCAAGGGUUUCUCCUACUACACACUCAGCUGCACGGGUCCCAAUCCCAGCUAUACUCAAGUCUGGGAAUCGGCCACACAUACAAAGGUCGCGGACUGGGAGCUGAAUAGCGCCUAUCGGGCUCAGGUGGCCACUAAGCAGAUGCCCACAUAUCGUUAUCUGAAUGUCUCCUUGGCGGAUGGCAGCAUUGGCAUAGCCAGGUUGGCGUUGCCACCUAAUUUCGAUGAGAACAAAAAGUAUCCCAUGAUUGUUAAUGUCUACGGCGGACCCAAUUCGGUGCGAGUGACGAGUGCGUUCACGGUCGGCUACGAGGCCUUUGUGGUCACCACAAGGAACACCAUAUACGCCACCAUCGAUGGGCGUGGCACGGGAAAUAAGGGCAAAAAACUGUUGUUCUCGGUGAACAAUGAUUUGGGCGAUCACGAGGUGGAGGAUCAAAUCUUUGUCACCCAAUGGCUGCAACAAAACUUCAAAUUUAUCGAUGCCCAUCGUACGGGCAUUUGGGGCUGGAGCUAUGGCGGCUAUAUGACAGCAAAAACUCUCGAAAAGGACAAUAAUCAUGUAUUCAAAUGCGGUGUUUCCGUGGCGCCCGUUACCUCAUGGCUUUACUACGAUACGAUAUAUACGGAACGCUAUAUGGGCUUGCCCACCGUGCAGGAUAACGAGCUCAAGUACAAUGAGAGCAGCGCCUUCAGCAAUUUGGAUAAUUUCAGAACCCAUGGCUUUCUACUGAUCCAUGGCUCGGGCGAUGACAAUGUGCACUAUCAGCACUCGCUGCUGUUGUCCAAACUCUUACAGCACGCUGAUAUACCCUUCGAGGAGCAGACCUAUACUGAUGAGAACCAUAGCAUUGGCAAUGCUACGCCGCAUUUAUAUCAUACCAUAGAUCAUUUCUGGCAAAACUGCCUGACCAAUGCUGCCACUAAAAGAUAGAUUAUUGUAUAUAUAUAUAUGUAUAGAUU